AACCCCUCUCCCUCCACCUCUCAUUUCUGGCCUUGGCUGCAAACCAUUAGAUUACACCACCCCUCCUGCAUCAGAUAAGAUUCAACAAACAAAACCAAACCAAACCCACCCACAUCGUCUUUCCUCUUCUCUUCUCUCCUCUUGUCCAUAGCCAAAACCUCCAAAUUCCAUUAUUAGGCCCCGAAACCAAUAUCCAUCAUCACAGUAGAACCAGCAAAUUAUCCACCAUGUCUUCCUCAAACCUCACAAUGUGGGUCUCCUCCAAACCCUCCCUCCCCGACGCCUCCUCCUCCCUCUCCUUCCGAUCCGUUCUCAACCCUUUCCAGCUCCCUGCCCAAUCCCCUAAUCCACCCUCCUCCAACCCCUCCAAAUCCGCCAUUUUCUGCGGCCUCCGGGAGCUUCGUGGUCGUAUAGAUUCUGUGAAGAACACACAGAAGAUCACUGAAGCCAUGAAGCUCGUUGCGGCCGCCAAGGUGAGGAGGGCGCAAGAAGCCGUCGUCAAUGGCCGGCCCUUCUCGGAAACGCUCGUCGAAGUUCUUUACAACAUCAACGAGCAGCUCCAGACGGACGACAUCGACGUUCCACUCACCAAGGUCCGGCCGGUCAAGAAGGUGGCGUUGGUGGUUGUCACCGGCGACCGGGGCCUCUGCGGCGGCUUCAACAAUGCGAUCAUCAAGAAAGCCGAGGCGAGAAUCGCGGAGUUGAAGGACCUCGGCCUGAACUACACCGUCAUCAGCGUGGGCAAGAAGGGCAACUCCUACUUCCUCCGGCGGCCUUAUAUUCCGGUCGACAAGUUUCUCGAAGGUGGGACGUUGCCGACGGCGAAAGAAGCUCAGGCGAUCGCGGACGACGUGUUCUCGCUCUUCAUCAGCGAAGAGGUGGACAAAGUGGAGCUUCUGUACACGAAAUUCGUGUCAUUGGUGAAGUCGGAACCGGUGAUCCACACGCUGCUGCCGUUGUCGCCGAAGGGGGAGAUCUGCGACAUAAACGGGAACUGCGUGGACGCGGCGGAGGACGAGUUCUUCCGGCUGACAACCAGGGAAGGGAAGCUGACGGUAGAGAGAGACGUGAUCCGGACGCAAACGGCCGAAUUCUCGCCUAUAUUGCAGUUCGAGCAGGACCCGGUUCAGAUCCUGGACGCCUUGCUGCCGCUCUACUUGAACAGCCAGAUCCUGAGGGCCUUGCAGGAGUCGCUGGCCAGCGAGCUGGCGGCCAGGAUGACCGCCAUGAGCAACGCCACCGACAACGCUGUGGAGCUCAAGCGGUCGCUGUCGAUGGUAUACAACAGGGAGCGGCAGGCCAAGAUCACCGGAGAGAUAUUGGAGAUUGUCGCCGGAGCCGAUGCUUUGACCUGAUUUCAAGAUUAAUGACGAUCAGAUACAUAUAUAUAUAUAUAGCUUAAUAUUCUUUGUUUUUGAUGAGCUAGCUAGCUAGCUGCCCUUGCCCCCACCCCCACCCACCAUGGCAUGAAUACAUAUGUGAUCGAUUGUGCUUCGACAGCUGCCGUGUAGGUAUUUUUGUGGGUCUUUGUUGGCUAAAUUAUUCAUUCAAUUAUAUAUAUAUAUAUAUAUAUACAUGUGUUUGUCUGAUAAGGAGGAGGACUAUAUAUGGAGAUGAGACACUUGUUCAUUGUAAUUCUCAUUCGACAACUACAUUAAUGGCAUUGCAAAACACUAGGGUUUCAGCUGUGAAUUUCUCCA
Messenger RNA from Diospyros lotus (date-plum), 1700 nucleotides. RefSeq names its product ATP synthase gamma chain, chloroplastic-like. Gene Ontology annotation, molecular function: proton-transporting ATP synthase activity, rotational mechanism. Gene Ontology annotation, cellular component: chloroplast thylakoid membrane. Gene Ontology annotation, biological process: proton motive force-driven ATP synthesis. The transcript has 2 exons. Bases 228 to 1355 code for a protein of 375 amino acids. Lineage: Eukaryota; Viridiplantae; Streptophyta; Magnoliopsida; Ericales; Ebenaceae. The record is from RefSeq and is a predicted model, not a curated record.